UCAGUGGCUAUGGCUCCUUCCCCACCAUUCUUGCUCGCGAACACAGUGCUUACCUCUUAUUUCGAUGGAAAAAUGUGGCUUAGUAGUAGCGAAACUGCGUUCCCGUAACUCUAUCAGCUAUUUCGUACCAAAUCGCUUACUGCACUGCAUGCUAGUCCCUCACCAGCACGCAACACAAUCACGAUAGGACGCGCUGUGCGAAGACCUAAAGAGUGAGGCCAAAGGUGUAACCUCGCCAGCGCGCCAAGCACCUCACUCGCUGCCCGUUGCAUAUAGCGCGCAGCUCGCUUCCCAUUCCUGCUUCGUGCACCUAACACCGUGAGAGCGAUGCGCCUUCCGCAUUCCCUCUUUCCCGGCUUACCCAGGGGUGGAGAGGAGAGGAGAGGAGAGGUAGAGGAGAGGAAGGGGAGAGGACGAGGACAGGAAGAGGAGAGGAAGAGGAUAGGAGAGGAAAGGACAGGAGUGGAGAGUAGAGGAGAGGAGAGGAGAGGGGAGGAGAGGAGAGGAGUUGAGAUUAGAGGAGAGGAGAGGAGAGGGGAGGAGAGGAGAGGAAGACGAAGAGGAGAGGAUAGGAGAGGAGAGGAGAGGAGAAUAGCAGAGAUGAGAGGAGAGGAAGAGGAGAGGAGAGGAGAGGAGAGGAGAGGAGAGGAGGAAACAGGAGAGGAGGGAACAGGAGAGAACCCAGGAUGUUGACCAGUUUACCCACACCUAGAACUGGAGAAUUCCCCUUGGCACAGUGGCCACCUUGAGGCACAAACUGAAAAUGGGGCAGACCGGGAGGAUCCAGGCGGCAGUGAGGGAGGAGCCACAGCGUGCGAUGCAUUGUAAGGGGUUUCCCUCGCAUCGCUGCAUUGUGCGACUUACUGCAUUGCUUAUGAAUUACAAGCGCCUUUGCCCGCUCGCUUCCUUCUGAAAAAAAACUCUAAAUUUAC
Messenger RNA from Closterium sp. NIES-67, 932 nucleotides. The record is from the annotation of a GenBank genome assembly. Lineage: Eukaryota; Viridiplantae; Streptophyta; Zygnematophyceae; Desmidiales; Closteriaceae.